Molecule: messenger RNA, 1683 nt
Organism: Scheffersomyces coipomensis
Lineage: Eukaryota; Fungi; Ascomycota; Pichiomycetes; Serinales; Debaryomycetaceae
Gene: GUP1
Product: O-acyltransferase
Exons: 1
Coding region: 1-1683 (560 amino acids)
Biological process (GO): GPI anchor biosynthetic process
Cellular component (GO): endoplasmic reticulum
Source: RefSeq, a predicted model, not a curated record
AUGGCUACAAUUGCACUUAAUCACUUUUUAUCCUUCUUUUCAUUGGAAGCGUUGGAUGGUCGUCUUGCUCCAUCUGAAAAUCAAUUGAAAAGACAAGCAAUCAUAAAGAAAGUUGGACCUCAAUCAAGAUGGUCAACUUUAGAAUUCAAAUUCUAUGGGAUUGUAUUUGCUAUAGUCGUUCCAUUGAUGUUUAAAACUGCUAUGGAUGCUUCUAAUGAGACUAAUGCCAAUUAUACAAGAUUUGCUCAUUUAUUAAGUAACGGGUGGUUAUUCGGUCGUAAAGUGGAUAACUCAGAUCAACAAUAUCGAUUCUUUAGAGAUAAUUUCUUGAUGUUAUGUGGAUUGAUUGUUGCUCAUUGUUCAUUAAGAAGAAUCUUGACUCCUUUAUUAGGUAUUCCAAAACGUACUUAUUUUGAUUUCGUAUUUGGAAUAGUGUUUAUAAUUGGUGCUCAUGGAACUAAUUCAUUAAGAAUUUUAAUUCACGUUUUAAUUAUUUAUGGUCUUGCAAAAUAUAUCCCUUCAAAUAAGAUAGCAGUGAUCGCUGUAUGGGUUUAUGGGAUCCUGACUUUAUUCAUUAAUGAUAAUUUUAGAACUGUCAAGUUUGGUAUCUCAGCAAUUGAUAAUGGAUUCUCAGGUAUAAUUUCUCGUUGGGAUGUUUUUUUUAAUUUCACUUUAUUAAGAAUGUUAUCAUUCAGUUUGGAUUAUUUAGAAAAGAAAAGACUCAAAACUCCUCCUAAUGAUAAAGAAAUCCUUGAUCUUUCUUAUCUUGACGAUAGACAAAGACUUGAAGCUCCAUUACCCUUGGGUGAAUAUAAUUUCUUAAAUUAUAUUGCUUAUCUUACUUAUACCCCAUUAUUCAUUGCCGGUCCAAUCAUUACUUUCAAUGAUUACAUAUAUCAAUCCAAUUAUCAACCAUUAGCCAGUGUCAAAAACUAUAAAAGAACCUUGAUUUACUUUUUAAGACUUUUGUUUUGUAUUUUUGUUAUGGAAUUUAUUCUUCAUUUCAUGUAUGUUGUGGCCGUUUCAAAGACCAAGGCAUGGUAUGGAGAUUCACCAUUUCAAAUCUCGAUGAUUGGUAUGUUUAAUUUAAAUAUAAUUUGGUUGAAAUUAUUGAUUCCUUGGAGAUUAUUCCGAUUUUGGAGUUUAUUAGAUGGGAUUGAUCCACCUGAAAAUAUGAUUAGAUGUAUGGAUAAUAAUUUUUCAGCUCUUGCUUUCUGGAGAGCAUGGCAUAGAUCAUACAAUAAAUGGAUUGUGAGAUAUAUCUACGUUCCAUUAGGUGGAGGUGGUAAAUACAGAAUUGUUAAUAGUUUAUUCGUGUUUAGUUUCGUUGCCAUAUGGCAUGAUAUUGAAUUAAAAUUAUUAAUGUGGGGUUGGCUAGUAGUGGUAUUCUUAAUGCCUGAAAUAUUAGCUACUAUGACAUUCAAGAGAUUUGAAGAAGAAUGGUGGUUUAGAUAUUUAUGUGGAUUUGGUGCUGUUAUAAAUAUCUGGAUGAUGAUGAUUGCAAAUUUAUUUGGAUUUUGUUUAGGAAAAGAUGGUACUCUUAUAUUAUUACAUGAUCUCUUCAAAACCUACAGUGGUAUACAAUUCUUUAUAUUAUCAUCAGGAGCAUUAUUUGUCGCUUCUCAAGUGAUGUUUGAAUUAAGAGAAAGUGAAAAAAGAAGAGGAAUUGAUGUUAAAUGUUAG